GUGCUGCUUUCCUCAAUGCUGUUGUCAAGGUUUACUGCACCCAUACUGCACCAGACUAUUCCCUACCAUGGCAGAAGCAAAGACAGUAUGCAAGUACUGGAAGUGCUUUUAUGAUUGGGGAAGGGAAGAUUUUGACAAAUGCUCACUGCGUGGAACAUGAUACACAGGUGAAAGUGAAAAGAAGAGGAGAUGACACAAAAUAUGUUGCAAAGGUUCUAGCAAGAGGAGUUGAAUGUGACUUAGCUCUGCUUUCUGUUGAAAGCAAGGAAUUCUGGGAAGGGGCUGAGCCAAUUCAGCUUGGAAACUUGCCUAAUCUACAGGAUGCUGUCACUGUUGUCGGAUAUCCACUUGGAGGAGAAACGAUAUCUGUGUCUAAAGGUGUGAUAUCAAGAAUUGAGGUGACAUCAUAUGCUCAUGGGUCUUCAGAGUUACUUGGUAUUCAAAUUGAUGCAGCUAUAAAUCCUGGUAAUAGUGGUGGGCCUGCAUUCAAUGACCAAGGAGAAUGCAUCGGAGUCGCCUUCCAGGUAUACAGAUCUAAUGAUGUUGAGAAUAUAGGAUAUGUAAUUCCAACGACAGUCGUGUCCCAUUUUCUUGAAGACUACCAAAAAAAUGGGAAAUACACUGGUUUCCCUUGUCUUGGAGUGCUAUUGCAAAAAUUGGAGAAUCCAGCUCUGAGGGCGUGCUUAAAUGUUCCAACCAAUGAGGGUGUACUUGUGAGGAAAGUUGAGCCUACUUCCCCUGCCAGUCAUGUCUUGAAGGAGGGUGAUGUCAUUGUGAGCUUUGGUAAUAUCCGUGUUGGCUGUGAAGGGACAGUACCUUUCCGGUCAACUGAGCGCAUUGCGUUUCGCUAUCUUAUCAGUCAAAUGUUUAGUGGUGAUGAAGCUGAACUUGGCAUUAUCAGGGGAGGGCAAUCUAUGAAAGUUCAAGUUGUUUUGAUUCCACGAGUGCACCUGGUUCAAUACCACAUUGAAGGAGAUCAGCCAUCAUACUUAAUCAUAGCUGGUUUAGUCUUUACAUCCCUUUCAGAGCCACUGAUAGAGGAAGAAUGUGAAGAUGAUAGCAUCGGGAUGAAAUUGUUGGCUAAAGCACGAUACUCUAUGGCGAGGUUCAAAGGAGAACAGAUUGUGAUUCUAUCACAGGUGUUUGCAAAUGAAGAAAACAUUGGAUACGAAGAAAUAUGCAAUGAGCAGGUCUUGAAGUUAAAUGGCACUUGGAUUAAAAAUAUUCACCACCUGGCUCAUCUAGUUGACUCUUGCAAGGACAAAUAUCUAGUCUUUGAAUUCGAAGACAACUUUUUGGUUGUUUUGGAGCGUGAAUCAGCUCAAGCGGCCUCUCCCAGCAUCCUCAAAGCCUAUGGAAUUCCAUCCCAAAGAUCUCCUGAUCUAAUGGAACCAUAUUUGGACUCAGUAGGACAGAAUGAAGCUGCAGAUCAACGGGAGUUUGGUGACAGUCCCAUUUCAAGCUCAGAGUUCGGGUACGAGGGCCUUCUUUGGGCAUAAACAUUCUUAGAAUCUGUUCACUUGCAUUACAAGUUUAUAUGAGUUAUUAUUCAUGUUUUUACCUCGAUUCAUUAUUAUGGAAAACUAUUCUUUUGGAGAUUGUAGGUAUUGUUCUCCAUAGUCACAUUCUCUAACCAAUUGUUAGAACAUUAGGUUUUUUCCUCUUUUAUUUGUAUCCUAUUUGUAUCUGUGCUCUGGCUGAAUAGAAUAGUGUAUUCAAUUCCUUAUGUUCUGUACUACCAAAUAAGAUUUCCCAAAUUUUGAAACA
Molecule: messenger RNA, 1767 nt
Organism: Salvia hispanica
Lineage: Eukaryota; Viridiplantae; Streptophyta; Magnoliopsida; Lamiales; Lamiaceae
Source: RefSeq, a predicted model, not a curated record